GCCGUGUCUCCGCAGUGACGUGGGCGGGCCGAGGGCCGGGUGACGUCAGAGGCUGUGUGUAGCGAUGUGUGUGGGGUUCGGAGCGGCGCCGACACAGCGAAGGCGGCGGGCGAGCGGCGGCGACGGCGGGCACAGGUCAAUUAAAAGAAGAGUGAACUGUAAUCCUUGAAAAACCGGGCAGGGUUUUUUUUUUUUAAGUAUAUAUUUUUUUUAAUUGUAGAAGUUCAGGUGGAGUCAGGCCGUUACUGGUGUAGAGGUUUAUUAGACAAGUCUUCAGUUUGUUACCACAGAGCAGUGGACCACCAUUUUCAGUGAAGUUAUCCCCCCCUUUCUUUUUUGAUGUCCUUGGCAAAAAUGAAAUCCGUUGCAUCAUUGCAACUCAUGUUUGGGUGUAGUUUUAGGAUAUAGUAAUGGCAGAACUUUUGCACAUGCUUUCCUUCGAAGACAAAACACCGAACUUCAGGCAAAUUGAAUUGAGAAAUUAGCCUUAUUUUAACACAAAUAUCCGAAGAAAUCAAGAAAACAAGAUUUUUCUCAGAAGUCUGCUUAUGAUUUAUUAGAAGCAAAUCAGAAAUUUUGUAGUAUUUUCUGUUGUAUCCUAAGGUAUAACUAAACCAAAACCAAUUUGCACAAGUUUAUUGAGCAAGAAAUUCAUCUUUGGAAACUAAACAUUUUCUAGGGAGUCAUAAUUUUUGUAUACAUUAUCCUUUUCAAAUUAGCAACUGUGUACAACAUGCCAAUUGCAGACUUAAUUAUUUAAAACACCAGUGUCAUCAUGGAAAACCUACAGUCUAGUUUCUCCUUAGUUCCGGGUUCAAAUAAAAAACUGAAUGGAAUGGAUGAUGAUGGCAGCCCUCCCGCGAAAAAAAUGAUGACAGACAUUCAUGCCAAUGGAAAAACGCUAACCAAGGUGAAGAAGGAGCAUUUGGAUGACUAUGGAGAUGCAUUGGUGGAGGUCGAUGGAGAGCUGGCCAAGCGAAACUGUACUUCCAUGCCUGAAACUUUAAAUUUAAACCCCAGUCUGAAACACACACUAGCACAGUUCCAUUUGAGUAGUCAGAGCUCUUUGGGUGGACCAGCAGCAUUUUCCGCUCGCUAUUCCCAAGAAAGCAUGUCUCCGACUGUGUUCCUGCCUCUUCCAUCUCCUCAGGUUCUUCCUGGCCCUCUUCUCAUCCCUUCUGAUAGCUCCACAGAGCUCACUCAGACUGUUUUGGAAGGGGAGUCUAUUUCUUGUUUUCAAGUUGGAGGAGAAAAGAGACUCUGUUUGCCCCAAGUCUUAAAUUCUGUUCUCCGGGAAUUUUCACUCCAGCAAAUAAACACAGUGUGUGAUGAGCUAUACAUAUAUUGUUCACGUUGUACUUCAGACCAGCUUCACAUCUUAAAAGUCCUAGGAAUCCUUCCCUUCAACGCCCCGUCCUGUGGGCUGAUCACCUUGACUGAUGCGCAAAGACUCUGCAACGCCUUACUGCGGCCUCGAACCUUUCCUCAAAAUGGUAGUAUACUUCCUGCUAAAAGCUCUUUGGCCCAGUUAAAGGAAGCUGGCAGUGCCUUUGAAGUAGAACACGAAUGCCUGGGCAAAUGUCAGGGUCUCUUUGCACCCCAGUUCUAUGUUCAGCCUGAUGCUCCCUGUAUCCAGUGUCUGGAGUGCUGUGGAAUGUUCGCACCCCAGACGUUUGUCAUGCAUUCUCACCGGUCACCUGACAAGAGAACUUGCCACUGGGGCUUCGAGUCAGCCAAGUGGCACUGUUACCUUCAUGUGAACCAAAAAUAUCUAGGAACACCCGAAGAAAAAAAACUGAAGAUAAUUUUAGAAGAAAUGAAGGAGAAGUUUAGCAUGAGAAAUGGAAAGAGAACACAAACAAAGACAGAUACACCGUCCGGAAUGGAAUUGCCAUCCUGGUAUCCUGUUAUAAAACAGGAAGGUGACCAUGUUUCUCAGACGUUUUUACACCCCAGCUACUACUUGUACAUGUGUGAUAAAGUGGUUGCACCAAAUGUGUCACUCACAUCUGCCUCCCAAUCUAAAGAGGUCACCAAGACAGAGACAAGUAAGUUCAUCUCCAAACAGGCAGAAAAGCCUCAUGGUAGUAGUAAACAUCAAAAAACAGUGUCUUACCCAGACGUCUCACUUGAGGAACAGGAGAAAAUGGAUUUAAAAACAAGUAGAGAAUUAUACAGUCAUUUAGAUCCAUUGAUCUCAAAUAAUUCUGUGAGUAAAAAGAAAUCUGAGUCUGCUGUUUGCAACUUAGUGAGAGACAUAAGCAAGCUUGAUGCUGAAGCUUCGUCUCCGUUUCUGGUCAGAGAUGUUACUUGUGAGGACGACAAGGGAAAGAUUAUGGAAGAAGUGAUGAGAACCUAUGUAAAACAGCAGGAGAAGCUGAAUUCAAUUCUGCAGAAGAAGCAACAGCUUCAGAUGGAAGUGGAGAUGCUGAGCAGCUCUAAGGCGAUGAAGGAGCUCACUGAAGAGCAGCAGAAUCUACAGAAGGAGCUUGAAUCUUUGCAGAAUGAACAUGCUCAGAGGAUGGAGGAAUUUUAUAUUGAACAGAGAGACUUGGAGAAGAAGUUGGAGCAGGUGAUGAAGCAGAAAUGCACCUGUGACUCAAACUUAGAGAAGGAUAAAGAAGCCGAGUACGCAGCACAGUUGGCAGAACUGAGGCAGAGACUGGACCAUGCUGAGGCGGACAGGCAAGAACUCCAAGAUGAACUCAGACAAGAGCGGGAGGCGAGACAGAAGUUAGAGAUGAUGAUAAAGGAACUGAAGUUGCAGAUUGUGAAAUCGUCAAAGACCACCAAGGAAUAGAAAAGAUGCGUCUGUAUUUGGUUGACAGGGAUUUAUGUUUGUUGCUUGCUUUGGAAAUUAAAUUUUAUCAUCUUAUAUGAAUGAAGAUAACUAGACAUUCAGUUCAUUUGUACGGCAGCAAAGUUCAAAGAUUAUAUAUUAGUACAUCAAUUUUUCCAUUUUCCAUAUGAAUGAACAUGUUUGCUUCUUUGUACAUUUUUCAGUCAGCUUGGUAAUGCUAACCUGUGUGAUGUCAAUCUGUGGACAGUCUACCUGUAUUUCUGAGGCAAGCCCAACAGUUACAUACUUUUCACAUCUGCAUUAUGUGGUGGAAAAGAGCAAUGUCAGUUUUGUAUGCUUAUUUCAGUCUCGAGUUUAGAUACAGGGUAAUGUUUAUUAUACGGAGCCAGUCAACUCUGUAUCUUCCUUCUCAUUACAGAAUAUCUUAUUCUUAUUACAGAAUCUCCUCUUUUUAGUUUUUCAAGAUACGGUUUCUCUGUGUAGCCCUGGCUGUCCUGGAACUCACUCUGUAGACCAGACUGGCUUCGAGCUCAGAGAUCCAGCUGCCUCUGCCUCUUGAGUGCUGAGAUCUCUUCAUUUUUAUAUACCAAUUUAUGAUUAUUUUGUUCAGGUUGUGGAAUGAAGUUCCUCCUAAGAGGAAUCUUACUGAUGGAAUGAUAGUACCACCGCACGUACACAGAUGGAAUGGUAGUACCACCCCAGUGUACAUGUGUGGGGGAGCAUGCUUUGCUGUACCCUCAUGCUGCACACAAAAGCAGUUGUAAUUUGUCUUUCGGUGUAAGAGUGGCUAUAUCUAGUUAUGUGUGUAUGACUUAAGAAAAUUAAAAUUAUUUCUUAACUUUUAUUGUUAAUAGUGUGAGAAUACUCAUCUUCAUGAGGAAAAUGGAUCCCACUGAUGUACAUUGGUUCCUCUUGUACAGUUUUUAUAUGUAGUCUUAUAAAGGGUCUUACUGAAAUUUAUAUAAUGGAUUUUUUCUUUUAAAUUAUAAAAUAUUAAAUAUCUUGAAGGUUAUUUUUGACUUUUGUAUGUUUAAAUGUUACCUUAAAACUUGCACGAAUGGACCAUUAUGACUCUUUAAUCUUAAAAUCAGGAAUUUACAGUCAGCUAAUAAUAUCUGAUAGCUUAAUAAUCCACCAUUGAAGUAUCUGCUACUAGCAGGAAUUUUGGAUGAAUUUUAGAUGACAAAUGAAUUCCAUGAUUUGGGGAAGGGCAGCCUCUGCACUUUGUUUUUAUUUUUUUGCACAUUAAAAGUCUGAUAUUUUUGACCAGCGGCUUUCACAUUAGUUGAUGCUCAGCUUGAAAUUUACUGGGGAGAAUUCUCAGAGCAUUGUGGUUUUCCUUCUUGUUUUGUUUCCCCUUUCAAAUCGCAGGGUUCCUCCUGCCUCUGCCUCUCAAGUGUUGGAUCUACAUGUGUAGGGCCCCCACACCUGGCUCUGUGUGUGUGUGUGGGGGGGGGGGAGUGGUUUUAGGGAGGUUUCCUGAAAGCAGCAUUGGCAUCAUCACCUCAGUUUUGUGUGUCCCAAGCUGUCUCAUGUUACUACAUGAAGGGACUUGGUGUCUGUGCUUAGGAAUAACUUAGAGUUAAGGCUGUCACUGCUCUUUUGUUUCUUCAUACAUGUUUCUUGAUACAUAUAAAAGCAACUUUUCCACUUUCCAAAAGGGAGUUUGCUUUCUAAAUGUAUUUUGACUGAAAUGUGGAUUUACUCCUCUGUUAGCUUUAUAAUUUAAUGUGUUGACUUUUGUAACCUCCUUGAGGAGAAACAGAUGUUAAAUUGCACAGGGACCAUAUAUGUCAUUUUAUUUAGAUCUGGGGAAAGAAAAAUCACAGACAUUUGUAAGAUAGCUUUAGCUUAGUUGUCAUUUAUAGCGCAGCUGGGCUAUGUGGGAGGCAAACUUACACCAUUUAUAUUUCUGAUUACUCAAAACUCUUCUACUUACGUGCUACUAGAGCAUAUGUAAGUUUUCUAGUCUUUCAAUGAGACUUGGCCUCAUGACAUUGUUUAGCAUAGCCUUUACUUUCCAGAAGAUGAAAGGAUGUGCCAUAGUUUUUUUGUCUGAACUUCCUUAAAAAUAAUUUUUAAUCAGCUGUAAAUAUUAUACCUAGUACUGUUGAAAGUAACUUUAAGUUACAUUGCACCAUAUAGCUUGAAAACAAAAUUGAAACUCUGUAAUACUCCCAAAGUGACCUCUGCUUAAAUUUCCAUAGGAGACUUAUUUUAUGCAUGCUCAUUUUGUGUGCUGGUUGCUAUCUUAAAGUUUGUUUUGGUGUUCGGUCUUGUGCAUUGUGUCAAGCUUACUAGGCAAGCAGAUACUUCCUCAGACUCCAUGUUCUGUUAGGAAGAAAGGAGACCAUUUACUCUGAAAACCUGGGUUUAGGAGUGUGCUGCAGAGUUUCUCGAGUGCAGGAAAGAUGGUGAGUGAUGCUUGCUGUGGUGGUGAUGGUUUCUCUCUGGUCCAAGUGUGGGAGCUCCUGCUGCCCUCAAGGAGACUCAAACCACCUGCCAAUCACAACCAGGACUUUUGAACAAAAGAUUUGACCAACAACUUAGGUUUGGCUUUGGCUUUAAUAUUUUUGAAAUAUAUUCUUUUGCUUGAAUUUCUUGUGUUUUUGAGGAUAAGGAUGUUAUAUGCUUCUUGAGCUAAUUUUAUAACAAUAUAUAAACCUGUUUAUAUGUAAACUCUUUUGUACAGGGGUGGAAAGGAGUAAUGGGAAAACUCAUUUGUACAUAGUGAAUUAUAAAGCAGACUGGAGUAGGGGAAACGGUGAGUAUCACUUGGUUCACAGGCCCCUGUGUUCUUUGAAAGUCACAUCAGAACAGCCAGUUUCUCUGUGUGUCUGUGGCUUGUUUGCAAAAUGAAAAGGAAACACAAGUAGUAAGAAACGCGCCCAAGGUAUUUCCCUAGGAACAGCUGCAAAGCUGGUCCUGCAGGGCUCGGAUCCACUUCUAGAAGGUGUGCUCAAUAUGUUAUGCUUUGAGUGGGUCGGCAAGAACGUUAGUUUCUGUUUAUCUGUUGUGCAUUUAAUCCUUAGGUCAGGGCAUUCCAAACUGAUGACAAAUUGUGUUCAUCAUGUACAUCUGCUCCUGCUCUUGGACCUACUUGUUAACGGUUUCAUGGAAGCAAUCAGCAAUAUGUGAUAUGAACUGCUUGUUAUAUACUAUCCUUGUGGAACUGAGAUAUUUAAAUAGAACUUAGUUUUUUCUUUUUCUAGUGUAAGAUACUUAAGCAUUUCCACUAUUGGAAGAAAAACAUAUGGGUAUUUUGUAUUGCAUCUUGUUUGAAAGGACAGUCUUUUUUAAUCUUCCCACUUAAAUGGCUUUUAAAAAUUACAUACAAUUUGAAGCUUGUUUAGAAAUAGAAUUAAAUGUCAUAUAUAGUGUUAACUGUUUUGAAAUUAGGAAGUAAUCAAAUAUAAAACAUUUUAAAAAAUUAAGCCCAGAAAACAAAAUAGUGUUUAGUUUAGUAUAAAAGGAAUUUAUAAGAUUUUUUUCUUCAAUAUAGAUACCUCACUUGAAAAAAAAGAAAGCACAGCACGUUUAGUUCUCAUGAAAACACCCUACUAAAAUAAUUCUAAACCUAGGACAUGGUUUGAGUUGUUAGAGUUUAUGAUAAAUGUAGUUGCCAUUAGCUUUUUGCUGGAAAUACUUACAUUGGUAAUUUUAAGGCAAUGUAACAGUCUUCAAUUACUCCUCAGUUUUAACCUGUGAAGGCAGUAAGUGAAUGGCCCCUUCUGCAACUACUGAAGCAAAUCGACUAUAUUGAGCUGGUAAUUUUGCCAGUGUGUAUAGUUUUAUGAUUAAAAUUGCCGUGGUUGGUUGCAUUACAUGACACACAAAACUGUCCUCUACCUCACGUGAAAUAAAUAUUUUAUAUGGUUUUACUAAAAAAAAUAAGAUUCAUCUAUCUGGUUACUUAGUUUACAAAUUUUGGAUUAUAUUUAUUGAAACAUGACAUACUGUGCUCUUAGCUUAUACCUCAAUUGUAUUUUGUGCUGUUUUCCAUUUUCAUGCCUUGUAUAUAACUUGUAUAGAUGGUGGAUGAUAUUCCCAAUAAAAGCUUUUAAUGCCCAUGA
This is a messenger RNA of Arvicola amphibius (Eurasian water vole), 6873 nucleotides long. It is a transcript of the gene Skil, whose product is annotated as SKI like proto-oncogene. Gene Ontology annotation, cellular component: nucleus. Gene Ontology annotation, molecular function: DNA-binding transcription factor activity, RNA polymerase II-specific; SMAD binding; RNA polymerase II cis-regulatory region sequence-specific DNA binding. Gene Ontology annotation, biological process: negative regulation of BMP signaling pathway. NCBI's taxonomy places the organism in Eukaryota, Metazoa, Chordata, Mammalia, Rodentia, Cricetidae. The transcript has 7 exons. Bases 776 to 2800 code for a protein of 674 amino acids. The record is from RefSeq and is a predicted model, not a curated record.